AUGACUUCCACCUUUGUAGCAGCAUCAAGCCCCAACGUACGGGUCAGCUACAGUCGACUGUACCAAUUGCCCGAAAGAGAUCAAUUUGAGACAAAUCCUACGCUGGAUGACGAGGCUCAGCCCAUAGGAUGGGAUCGUCGAUACGGCAUGUUAUUUUUUUCAGAAAGGGCUCUCCUCUAUGGUCCCUACUCAGUUGCUACAGCAGAAGAAAAGUUCAUCCUCUCUCAGUUUCCCAACUUUAUGCGUGAUCGAGGAAAGAAAUGCCUUUAUCGCAUCUUUGAAGCCUACACUGCGAUCAAAUUGGGACGAAGUGGUCUUCGAGCUCGUCCCCGGGAUCCAGCUACAGACAGGGUUUACUAUUUUCCUUCACAUUAUCCAAGCUGUAUUGCUCUUUCCGUGCUGCAUUACGACGGUGACAGUUGCAGAACUUGUGCAGCUUUAAUAUACAAGUUCAGAACCCCAGAAGUAGCUGCUCUGGCUUUCAAGAUGCUCACAGACACAAACAGUGUUCCGCGGGGUCGAAGAACCUCCUUAUCACCUGCUACAUUUCCAGUAGCUCAAUUCCUCACCAAGAGCUCUCCUACUCGUGCACCGUCGCGUCGAAAUGGAUCUACCCGUCGUGUUCAAGAACGCGAAGUAAAGAUAGCCGCACCACGUUGUUCUGUUCGGCAAUCAAGAUCACGUCAAAUUGAUAUACAAUCGUCACCUCAUUGGGGCGCGUCUUAUAUCGAUUUCGAGGGUUCGAAAAGAAAGUUGGAAAGUCCAGAAAAAAUAUUCCGGGGCCGCUCUCACCAUCGAAGCAAGAGUAGAUCCAAGGGUCAGAAGGGGUUGGUGCACUUGCAGCACCAAAACUGUUGUUGUUGUAAUCACCAGUGUAUACAUUGUGGCGGUGUAAAAAAUUGUCACAGCGCUGCCAAAGGCCUUAAAGGCAACAUUCCCAAGAUAGAGGAUGGGUCACUGUUGAUAAUCAAUGGAAAGAAGUACCCUCUGAGCCUUCUCCACGAACUAGUGGAUCAAUUCGACGAAACAGCACCAGCAUUUCGCCUUAGCGAAUCGAAAUCCACAACCAGCAGUGAUAGUAGCAGCAGCAAUAACAUCAACGGAGUUGGGGUUGAUAACGAUAGCGCAGACUCAGGCUCAGGUUCUGGCGAACCUGUGGUUGAAUUAGUCUUUGACAAGCUUAAAAACACUUCGAAGCUGAAUGGAACGGAAAUGACAUUCUGUAACCGGGUGUCAAGUCGAAAUGGGAUGCGUGGGGAUGGCGGGACCCCAGUGACUGUGAUACGUCUUAGCAGACAAGGCCAUUCGGAUAGUGAACAGGAAGACGGUAUAAACGGCUGUGGAUAUCUCGCAUCACCGACGAAAGUGCUUGGAGAUGGAACAACGGUAUACAACCUUUACGGAAGGCAGAGAUCUGAAGACAGAACCAUCAAACAAUUCAACAACCCAACCUUCACAGCAGACGAGACUCCAGAUGAAACACCAGACGAGAACAUGUAA
Molecule: messenger RNA, 1500 nt
Organism: Hydatigera taeniaeformis
Lineage: Eukaryota; Metazoa; Platyhelminthes; Cestoda; Cyclophyllidea; Taeniidae
Source: the annotation of a GenBank genome assembly